Molecule: messenger RNA, 360 nt
Organism: Klebsormidium nitens
Lineage: Eukaryota; Viridiplantae; Streptophyta; Klebsormidiophyceae; Klebsormidiales; Klebsormidiaceae
Source: the annotation of a GenBank genome assembly
AUGCCCACCACGGGCUACGCGCGCAUUCUCGUGACCAGUUCCAUAGCUUCCCUGUACGGCAGCCCCGGUUACCUGCCGUACACGGUUUCAAAGCUGUCGUCAGCUAGCCGACGCGGUGGGGGGGGGCAAGUGAUUGAGUACUACAAAAGUCAGGGCCUGAACCCCCGAGACGUGGGAGAAGCCGUCUACGGAAUUGCGAUCGACCCCGCCUCGCCGCGGCCGCAGUACCUCAUCAUGGGGGACGAUCACUGGCCCACGAUCAUCCCUCUCCUAUGCAGCGUGUGGGGGCGCGCCGUUCUGCGGGCCCGGGCCGCUCGGGUCGGGGCGCUGGGCACCGGGACCAUCGACGGGCCGUACUAG